AUGGAGUUAGAACUGCUGGGCGAUGGCAGCAGUGGCAGUGGUAAUGGCAGGGGUGGUAGUGGCAGGGGCGGCAACGGCGAGGGCGGCAGCGGUGGCACCAGCAGCGGCGGCACCAGCAGCGGCGGCACCAGCAGCGGCGGCACCAGCAUCGGUGGCACCAGCAGGGGUGGCACCAGCAAGGGUGGCACCGGCAAGGGUGGCACCGGCAGGGGUGGCACCAGCAAGGGUGGCACCGACAGGGGCGAAAAGAGCGAGAAAGAGAGGACUAGGAGAAUACACUUUUGUCUUCAAUUUUACCAGUUUAAAAUUUUCAAAUUAUCAAAUAAAUUGCUUGUUGUAGUAGACGAAAAUACUUUAAGAAGAAGUUCGGCAACAGGGGCGGACGAGGAAACAGAGGUGGCAGUGGUGGAGGAAACAUGGGUGCUGGAAUACACUACUACGGAAAUGCAACCAUUAAUUAUUAUUAUUAUUAUGGUUUAUAAUAUAAUCUUUAAAUAA
Messenger RNA from Tribolium castaneum (red flour beetle), 498 nucleotides. Its product is annotated as keratin, type I cytoskeletal 9-like. The record is from RefSeq and is a predicted model, not a curated record. The transcript has a single exon. Lineage: Eukaryota; Metazoa; Arthropoda; Insecta; Coleoptera; Tenebrionidae. The coding region runs from base 1 to 498 and encodes 165 amino acids.